AGAGACAGAAACUGGGUAUGGUGUAAAAAAAAUUUCCUCUCAUUCGUAGUACAUACAUUUGGCCGAAAACGCCUACUUCAUUCCGCUGGCCCGUUAAGGCUUUCUCCCAACUUUCUCACCUUCUUCAUCCCUCAACACAUUAUUUUCUGAAGGCGUUCCAAGCGACGUGGUGAAGUUGGUUUUCGCGCCUUAUGCAAGGGUUUUCCGAGACCGGUUCAGGCAGCUCUGAACCAGAAGACUUGUCUAAAAACUAUAAGAGAACCAAAGGAAGCAGACGCUAUGUUCCUCAGAAGAAUUCUGUAGCAUUUGCAUUGUUGAUUACACUUUACAGGGGAAUUGGAAAUGGGAAUGAAUUUAUGCGUAAACAGGAGCUUAUCGAUGCAGCUGAAGCAAGUGGGCUUUCUCGCGUGCCAAUUAUGCCAGAGAAGGGAAAGGGAAAAGCUGGACGCUUUGGGAGUUCUGCAAGGGAGUCGUAUAGUGGAUGGUCCUGCAUGAAGACAUUAGUAACCAAGGGACUGGUUAUCAAAUCAAGUUGCCCAGCAAAGUACAUGCUUAGUCAAGAAGGUCAGGAAGCUGCACGUGAAUGUCUCAUGAGGUCUGGUAUGGAAAACCCCAUUGAAAAAACUGCUAAUGCCAAAGUGCUUUCUGUUCUGGAUGUGGACAAUAUUUCAUCUCAGGAGCUUGCUCAUCCUGACUCAUCCCCAGAAAUGAUAUUGUUAUCCACUAACGUGAGUAGGAAGAAGAAAUCAUUUGAUAUUCCACGGCUGUACAUUAAGAAGAGUCAUCAUGUGCCAAAGUCUAGAUCAGAUGGUUUCAAAGCAAGUUCGAAUGUCUUUUCCUUGCCGCCUCUAAGCUUUGGGGAGAGAUUUGAAGAUGCAUAUGAAGUGAUCUUGAUUUUGGAUGAUCGAGAGCAAUUUGCCACUCGGGGAUCACGACCUGGGAGAAUAAUUGAGAAUGUUCGUACUCAAUUCAAAAUCAAAAUAGAGGUUAGGAGGUUACCAGUUGGAGAUGGAAUCUGGAUAGCUCGUCAUAAACAUCUUGAGAGUGAAUAUGUACUUGAUUUUAUUGUUGAGAGGAAGAAAGUUGAUGAUUUACGUUGUUCAAUCAGAGACAACCGUUACAGGGAUCAGAAACUGAGACUUAUGAGGUGUGGACUUAAGAAACUGAUAUAUCUUCUGGAAGGCGAUCCAAAUUGUUCUGAAGCUGCAGAAAGCAUUAAAACAGCCUGUUUCACAACUGAAAUUUUGGAGGGAUUUGAUGUUCAGAGAACCAUUGGUUUGGCUGAUACACUGAAGAAGUAUGUUUAUCUUACUCAAGCAAUAACUCAAUACUACAAAUCAGAGUACUCUGAGGAACAACAUAGACAUGCCGGGAUUUGCCCCUCUUUUGAUGAAUUUAUCAAAAGGUGUGAAGAACUGGAUAAAAUGACAGUCAGUGAUGUAUUUGCCAUUCAGCUCAUGCAGGUCCCCCAGGUAACUGAGGAAGUUGCCUUAGCUGUUCUGGAUUUGUACCCAACGCUUUUAUCUCUUGCCCGUGCCUACUCUCUACUUGAGGGUGACGUGGCUGCACAAGGGGAGAUGCUUAGAACACAGAGCAACAAUGUUGUCAAUGCGGGUGCUAGUAAAAAUAUUUUUCACUUGGUUUGGGGCAAUUGAUUGUUGCUUAUCUCUCUCCCAUUGUGAAGUACAUUGUUGGAUUAUUGCUCUUGUAAUCUGCAAAUCUUGCACUGUAAAUAAGAUAGCACAGUUAUUGUUAUGAAAGUAGCUUUCUGAUCUGUACAA
Prunus persica (peach) is the source of this 1781-nucleotide messenger RNA. Its product is annotated as crossover junction endonuclease MUS81. The record is from RefSeq and is a predicted model, not a curated record. Gene Ontology annotation, biological process: resolution of meiotic recombination intermediates; mitotic intra-S DNA damage checkpoint signaling; double-strand break repair via break-induced replication. The transcript has 12 exons. The coding region runs from base 192 to 1655 and encodes 487 amino acids. Gene Ontology annotation, molecular function: crossover junction DNA endonuclease activity; DNA binding; 3'-flap endonuclease activity. Lineage: Eukaryota; Viridiplantae; Streptophyta; Magnoliopsida; Rosales; Rosaceae. Gene Ontology annotation, cellular component: nucleus; Holliday junction resolvase complex.